This is a messenger RNA of Xyrichtys novacula (pearly razorfish), 11498 nucleotides long. The record is from the annotation of a GenBank genome assembly. NCBI's taxonomy places the organism in Eukaryota, Metazoa, Chordata, Actinopteri, Labriformes, Labridae.
AUGAGCAUCGAUACACUCUUGGAGGCGGCCAGAUAUCUGGAAUGGCAAGCCCAGCAACAACAGAUCACACGUGGUGAGUUCAACAGCGGCAGCAGACUGGUGCAUUGUGCUGAACGUGCUUGACCUUAAAUAAGUGUGUGUUACAUCAUAAACUGCCUUCUUUGGGGGCUGUAUCCCCUUACUAUCAGCGGCUGGGCUUGCAUAUUUAACCAACCCGCCUGUGAUGUUGAACGGAAGUGUUUCUAGUUAUUUUGGAUUUACUUUUAAAACACACAGAUGUAGAAAUGAAAGCUUAGAGUUGGUACUUAUCGCACACACUGGCUUCCCUCUUAAUGCGGAAACGGCCAAAGUUGUUUUCUGAACUACUUUGCGCGCUCUCGGUGUGUGUGACAGUUUCAACACACAAGUGACUCACCGUGCGCGCGUCAGAAUGCGUGUGUGUGUGUUUGUGAGUGUGUGUGUGCGCGCGGUUGCAUGACAGAGGGACAUAACAGAGGAGUUUCUGUCACUCAGUCAUCGUUGGUCAUGUUAGUGUUGCAUCUUUGUGUAUCUUCUGUUUGCACUAUCGAUGCAUACGGGGUAAAAUCCGCUCAAAAUAUGAAUAAAAAUCGUGUUUUUUGCUACAUUACACACAUCUAUAUUUACGUUAUUCCGACUGAAUCGAUUCGUCCCAUUUUUUUGUCCGUCGAGCACCGGCAGGGCGGUGGCGAGCAGAGGCUGCUCUUUACAUAAUACCCUGACAUUGCUCAGCUAUCUUAUGACACACACAGGGGCGGGCCCUCACGCGCUCACCCCCGUCCCCGUUUUUAUGAGCGCGCGAGGGGUAAUUAGACACUUCUUCUCUUAAUUAAUGUGAAACCCACCUGUCAAAAACGAGUUAAUAACCGUUGACUUGCUGAGAGGAAACAAGGGUCUGUUUUUUUGUUUCUCUCCUGUGAUGACGUGUCCGACAAAUCAACCCCCUUCCCCCCGCAUACUUAUCCUACCGCGUGCUAGGGUCCGCCCACAGUUACCACGUGCACAUUGCCCCCCUCGUCUCUCUCCCAGAUACACACACACACCUACACGCGCGCACACACACUCGUCGUCCCCGCCCUUUUCAUUCAGUCUACUGACAGUGGCGGGUCAUAGGGAGAGAGAGAAAGGGGGGUAAGUAGGGCAGCGUCCCUGCUCACCCCCACCCUCUGAUCCAGCCUCCUCUCAAUGCAGAAGUUAUGUAAUUUACAUUUGCGUGCUCUUCACAAUCUGGAGCAUGCUGGGUGUGUGUGUGUGUGUGUGUGUGUGUGUGUGUGUGUGUGUGUGUGUGUGUGUGUGUGUGUGUGUGUGUGUGUGUGUGGAUACAGGAAAACAUUUUGGAAUGGUCGAAGAUGUUUUAAACUUAAGUAGCUUAUAAUUCAUGUAAUGCAUGGUGUUAUUGGAAUAUACAAAUGGUAUUAAUAUCUUUGACAAACUUCAGGAUAACUUUAAAAUUUAAAUUCUAAAAACUACUUUUGUUUUAAGGGAUAUUCCGGCGUAAAAUUUAAUUUAGGGUCAAACACACCAGAACACAGAGUGAGACACCCCCUCGACAGAUAAUUGUUGCAGAUCGCUUGCUUCUCUAGUUAUACCCUCUUCAGUAACGACCACAGGUUAGCAAUACACAGCGGUCUGAGGAGCCACGAACAACCUCAACCAAAACGCCACUCUAGUGGCUUGUGCAAUGGCUGGGACCCUAUAUAUACUGUUGAUGAAGUUAGGUGCUGUUCUGAGCAUUAUUUGUGGAUAUAGAGUGGUGUUUUGUUUGAGGUUUGUUAAUGGCUCCUCAGACCGCUGUGUAUUGCUAUCCUGUGGUCGUUACUAAAGUUGGUAAAACUAGAGAAGCAAGCGGUUGGCAACAUUCAUCUCUCGAAGGGGUGUCUAACUCGGUGUUACAGUGCGCUUAAUAUCCCUUUAAGUCUUGGAAACUAGUUAAACUAAAUAUUUUAAGGGUUAUUGACACCUGCAGCAAAUAAUGAUUUUCUUUAUACUAAAAGUUUUUUGUCUUUCUAUCUGGAAAAUGUCCAUCAGAAGUGACACGUCCCCCUUUUGAAGAGCUCUGGUUGCAGAACUGUUACAGAUUAAAUUUUUGGGAUGAUUGGUUGCGACUAAAACACAAUCUCAUGAGGAUCCUGCAUAAAACGAAACAUGCUAGCCACAAAAAAGAGGGAUUAAGAUGUCUGCAUUCACUACCCCACAUGUGAAAACAAGUGAACACAUAUAUUCUGACACAGUGCCACUCUGAUUAAUAUUUUUAUUAGAAUGUCUUGUAGUGGUGAUGUUAAAAAUAAAGAAGACUAUAAAUGAUGAACUACAGUGUGAUAGUUGUGUUUAGUUGUUAUUUUCAUCAUGUUGACUGUGUGUCCUCCUGCAGGCCCUGGAGCUGUUGCGUCAGUAGUUUUUUUUUUCGGUUGGAGAAUAAAUGAAAAUGUUACCUAACAUGCAGACAAGCAUGUUGGCGUGCAGUGUUUCUUUUUUUGAUAAUGGCGGGGAUGGCGUAGUUGUGUGUUGGAGUGGAGCAGAUUUGAGGAAUCCCUGGGAUCUUCUGUGUCUAAUGUUGCUGUUACCAUGGUUACCAAGGGCUUUCCAAUUCCCUUUGAGUUUGACUGCUUCAAUGUGCAUGAGCUACUCACUUGUAACAUUAAGAGAGAGUAUCUCCACACGUGGGAAGGUUCUCACCCUUGAUGUGCUUUUGAUUUUCUCAUUUUCUCUUUUUUUUUGUUUGUUUUUCUUUUGAACUUUUUCUGAAUUCACGAUGAGGUCUCUCUGACUGCAGUCUCUGCUGUUGGUCAGAUGGCACUGAUGAUGAAGUCAUAGAAGCAGGCUCAGGGCUGAUGUAGUCCAAUCACAGGGCAGACAGAGGGAGAUCCUCUUCAGCCAGCAAACAGACCGAGACACAGUUUCUUUGGUAUUUCUCCCUCCUUACCACAUUCUGUGUGUUCUGUAUAGAUGUGUACUACAAAAAAGGGAAGUGAAACAGGUUACCUCGAAGGAAUGUGACAGCAUUUGAUGUUUGGGAAAUUACUAAACAUUUCAAUAUUACUAAUAGAAAUUAUUUUCCACCUAGCUUGAAAACUUUUGCCAGGGAUGCGUGCUGUCUGUUUUAUUUAUUUUUUCAUUGUUUAUUAACGCUAAAAGGCAGAUUUCAUUACUUGAAGUUGUCACCAGCCAAAAACACAACCUUGAAUAAAAAUCAGGUUCCAUUUGCGUCAUCACAUCUAGAACAAAAUAAGAAGUCAAUCGGCAUCAAUUACUGUUUCCCUUUUGAGAAUUGUACACUAAUAACAAGAGCCAGAAAAACACAGAUAGAGACGCGGUGGCUACAGUCAUAUGUUAUGAAACUUAAACUGUGUGUUGAAGGUUAACUGUUCCAUGUUUUGUAUAAUCAACAAGUUAAUGUUCUUGUCUGUCUCCUUGCAUCCACAGUAUCCUGUAUUUUGUCUUCUUUUUGUGUUUUCAUUUUUGUGUUGUUGACCUUUUUCUCUCUUUUCUAACCUCCUGCAGAGGAAGAGCAGCGUAAAGAGAAGGAGCUCAUAAACAGAGAGGCCGAGACACGGCGUGUGGAGGUUGUGACCUCGCUGCCUCAGACAGUCAGAGCCAACCACAUCACUUGGAACGAUGACUGUCACCGCCAACUUUCCCAUCACCCACCUGCCCCUACGCCUCCAUCUCUCCCACCCCAGCAAGUCCCCAUCGCUGUCAUCCCGAUGGUUCCGGUUGUCACCGCCACACCGUCAGUCCCGGCCCUCCCGCUUACAACGCCGAUCGCUGCCGCGGCAACAUCGCUCAACAGCAUCUCGGUCAAGAAGGCUUCUUCCCCUCCACAGCAGCAGCAGCAACAACAGCAGCCGGCCUCUCCUCACCUGUUGUGCAACCCGCAGAUGAAGUUAGAAACCAGUCAGCAGCUGGUUGAUGCAAAGCCCAGCCAAUCACAGCCUCAGGUUCAGAUUCAGUACCCAACUUCCAUUAGCACCAACGGCCCCAGCUCUCAACACGCUCUGUUGUCACACCAAGCUCCGCCCACAUCUCAGCCGCGGCCAAAUGGAAUGACAAUGGAGGACAUGAGGGGGAUGGAAGGGAAGAGGAGACCAGGAGGGUCAGUGUGCGUGUGUGUGUGUCUAUGUGUAUGUGUUUGUGUGUGUUUGUUAAGGUUAAUAUGAGAGUGUUGACUUUUUAUGACUUUGUUCGUUUUUUCUGUUUUCAGAGCGGGGACCAGAGAGGUGCAUAAUAAACUGGAGAAGAACAGGUCAGUCGUAGUGAUGUAAACCUUUUAUUAUUGCUUUUCUGUUCAAAUGAAUGAAUGAAAACAUCCCUUUGUUCUGUAAUGACCAUAACUUAUACAUAGAGCAUUGUGUAUCACAAGGGUGUCGUAAAAAGCCUUAAGGUGGCAUUUUCUCAACCUACACAAACAACCAUGAAAUCUCUUCAAACAUAUAAAAUCGAAGUUAUGAGGUUUUGUUAGAUAAACACAACCACAGAGAACGAAUAACUUUCUGAUAAAUAAAUAUGUCAGCUGAUGAAACAGAAAAAAAAAAGAAGUGGGACUCCUUCUAAUUUCUGGAUCUUGGCCUUUAGGCGAGCGCACCUCAAAGAGUGUUUUGAGACACUGAAGAAGAAUGUUCCUAACGUCGAUGAGAAGAAAACCUCCAACCUCAGCGUCCUCCGCAGCGCUCUCCGUUACAUUCAGGUAGAUUUUUAAACAUGUUUUUUUUUCUGCUUUAUUUUUUUUUUCUCCAGCAUUUUUUACGCGAGCACGGGUUCAGCCCCGGACAAUAUUUUCGAACUGUUGCUUCUCAUUAGUCAUUUUAUCGAUUUUGUUUUGUAAGUCUUGAAUUGAUUGGUUCAAUCCAGAAAACAGGCACAGGCUUUGGUCCAGUGCGGUUGAAAAACAAAGCCUGUUUUGUUUGCUAUUAAGCCCAUUGUGUUGCUUGGUCUCUUGUGACUAUGACAUUGCAUUCAGCAAAUUAUAGUGAGUCAGCCCUUAAGAAAUCUGUGUAUACAUCCAAUGUUCCAGAGCCUAUACAAAGUAAUGACUAUAUUUUUAUCACAAGGCCGGAGAGUCAGCAUUUUCUGAGGACUGACUUGUAGCAUAUUGUGGUUGUUGUAGAGCGCUAAUGUUGCUGGGGGUGGUGUGAAGAUGGGUAGUGUACAGCCUGGAGAGGUGAGUUCACCGUCUACAGAAGUAUGAAGGGGAGGAUUUUCUGCACUGUGGCAGAAAUAAAUAGCACCCUGCAGCUAAAUGCAGCGGGUUCUUUUAUGUAGAGUUUGGAGCUCUGUGGGUUUGAGUUUGGUAGAGUAUGCAUUGAAGAGUCGGAGGAAGGGGGCAAAUUAGGACACAAGAUUGAAGAACUUUUUCAUAUAGCAAGACUUGCUACAAGAUCUUAAGCCGUUCCUCGAGGAGCAAAACAGAGGGUUUGACAGGAGACGAUGAAGGCUUUGAUUUGAGACUGAGCUGCUGCUGCUGUAAAAUAUUCACAGUACCAGCUACUCCAUUGCUUUGUAUGCGUUUUAUCUUAUGUGACAGUAAAUUUGUGAUUUUUUUUUACUUGCAGUCAGGCAGAUUUCUCUUUCGAGCUUUUGGAAUUAAUCACCACCUUUUUAUUAAUUGAUGAAAUUUGACAGAAGAUUUAUGAAUUAGCUGCUUUAUUAUUUGCAGUAUAUCUAAAUUGUUUUUGGUUUUGAGUCUGUGGGUCAGAUAUCUCUGGUCUUUGGGACAUUUGAAGAGCACUUUUAGAUAUAUGCAUUUUUGACAUGAUAUUGACUUGAAGUAAAAUUUCAUCAUAUAGAUCCUCUCUUUUGUUAGCAUCAAUGAAAAGAUGACUCUGAAUCUAAUGCAUUAAGAAAAAAUGAGAAGUCAUUAAGAAAAAUUUGGGGGUAUUUCCGAAAUAACAGGACAGAUAUCUAUCCAAACCUUUGAUAUUAAAGCUGGAUUUCCACACAGUGCCACGUGGAUGUUACCUUUCCUUUUGGUCGUCAAGAUCAUUUUCUAGAUGUACUGAAGACAAAUAAACUCCCCAACCCAACACCACUCCUCUCUUGAUUCCUCUCUUCAUGUAAACCUGCAGCCCUCAGUCCCCCUCCCUCUCCCUGAGCCAUGUGAGAUCUGAGCACAUGGCCAGCGCGAGUCUGAUACAUGACGUCACCGUAGCUCACUCACACUGUUGUGCUCUGCACCUCUUAGACUGCAGGAAGAGAGACCAUGUUAGGGAGCAGUUUUUACCGCCACAGCAAUGCAGUGGUGUAAAAAAGAAAAAAAAGGUGGAUAGAUAGUUACAGAUUUGCAACAGUUGGUUUGAAUUUCCUCUGUCGUUCCCCUCUUUAUCUGCGUCUUUUCAUCCUGUAUCCUCCUGCUGUCUCUUAGAACACAGGGUAACCAUAGCAACUAGUGGCAGGUGGCUGGUGUGCUGUAGUUUGUCCCUUGCUCAGUGUUUUUCAGUGUGAAAGAGUGUGUGUGUGUAUGUGUGUGUGUUGUAAAGACUAAACCAAUUACUGUCUGCUGAUACUGCUCCCAAACCGAGUGGUUAUGACAUGAACUCGAAGCUCUUUCAUCCCCCUCCCCCGGGAUUUCCUCUUUUGUCAUUGUAUUCACCUUGCACCGAUCACGUAUAUACACACACAGCUGUGAUCCUGAGUAAAAAAAUCAUCUUCUCUCGUCUUUUAAUAAGGGAGGAUAGGUUAAAAAAGGAGGGAUGAAGGGGGUAUGGAUGAAAUACAGGAGGAAGGGAAAAUGGAGUAGAAUAUUGAAUGGGGGAUGGAUGUGGAGGAGGAGGAGGAGGACGGGGGUGAGAAGAAGGAGGAGGAGCAGGGAAGGAGGGAGUGAUCUUCAGCACCAACUGGCAAUCAGCCAGUCACAUCAUCCCUUAUAUGCAAUUACCCUCCAGCCUCACCCAAUUAGAAACCUCCUUUUUUCACAAACAGCAGCUCAAACAGACAAAUCCUUACGCAUGAGGUUGCUAAGGAAACAGUUAUGGGUGACAGCUGUUUCCUUGGUGACAUGCUAUAGGCGUAAUGGUGUCUGGGAUUGUAAGAGAGGACCUUGAAAUGAUGUUGCACUGAUGCACAUUCAAUACAAUGGACCAAUACACAUUGAAACUCAGUGUUUCGAAGAAUAAUGUCUUUUUAUUGUAUCUGUUUGUUGUCCUGGGAUAACAUUUACUGUGAAUUGGCGCCCUAUACAAAUCGAGACUGAUUGGUUUGAUUGUUAAAGACAAGCAUGUAGUUUUAAAAGCUGAUAUAGCACUAUGAAUACAAAUACAAGUGCAGAGGGGCCGAUUUAGGACAGUUUAAAAUAAGUGGCACUCAUUAAUGCUUGAUCUUUGAAAAACUGAUAUUGGUGGAGCACUUACCCAGCAUUUUAAGAGGUCAAGAGCUCCAUGCAAAGCAAUUCAAGGUAACGGUCAUAAAAUGAAAAGAACAAACAGCAAACAUGACAGCAUGCUUCAUGAUUUAAAUAUUUAAAAGAACAUCAUAAUUAGGUUAUUUUCACUUGGUUUUUAAAUUUUAUUUUCAAUAUUAUCUGAGUAAGAAUCCAAAAUAUAUUAAUGUGUCUGAUUUUUUACUUUGAAAGGUAACUGAACCGAACAGAAAUGUUAAAAUCUGGUGAACUUGUUUAUUUAAGGGUUUAAAAAGAAGUUGUUUGGCCAAGGGAACCAUUGAAGGUACAAACAAAAGGAGAAGUUUCACACUCAAGUGCAGACAAGCUACUAGCAGCCCAUUGUUAGACGCCCCAAAAACUUUUAAUUUCAAUCUCAGCGCUACCUCUAACAAGGUUCAUAGCCAAUCAGGGUCUGGAAUUCCAGGACAACAAGACACACCUCAACUUCUGUAUCAAAGUUCAUAUUUGUCAAAAGAGCUCUCAGUCAUCUUUUAAUCUUUAUCCUGCGACUUCCAUGAAAAAGGAACUAUUCCAUCUGUUAUAAUGCAGGAGGCAAAGUUCAUGGCGUAUUCUGCAGCCAGUCAGUAGGGGGAGCUCUAAAUCUUUUGGCUUCGCAAACUGUGAACACUUAAAGAAUCGGUUUUGAUUCACAGUCUAGUAACUGGCAUGCACACACCUUUCAUGCGCACACACAGCUUCAUUUCAGGCCUAUUUUCCGAACAUAGACCUGACACGCCCCUCUGUUUCUCGACAUGUGUCUGUGAUAUUUGCUUUGGAAAAAAAAUAUCGACAACAAAAACUGAAUUAAUUUGGUUAAGCAACAGGGUCCUGUACGGUACAACAGGUUUGUGACUGUUGACAGUCUCACCACUGUGAGCAGAGCACUUGGCAGCAUUUAGACAGUUACAGUGGUGAGGAGAAACUUCCCUUUUAGCAGGUAGAAACCCUGAGGGGGAACCAGACUCAUGUUGAACAGCCGUCUGCCUGUAGCCAUCACACGCCUGCAGAGCGAGCAGCUUUGAUCACCCUAUUGAGUGUGCUGUCGUAGGAUCAUGAGUCCCCGUAGGCUUAUUUUCUCUCCUUUCUCUUGUGUCUCCAUCCUUAUUUUUUGCUGGAGUAUGGAUCAGCAUAAUUAUGUUGAACAACUCAUCUGAACAUUGAGUUUCCAGUCAUGUCAUGGCUGUGAUAGGACAAGACAUUCAGACCAGCAGAUCAGCAUUCAACUUUUUUUUGUCCACUGAUCCAACCCUUUGGCCUGUCCUUUCUCACCUCUCCAUGCUCUGGCCUCAUUUCCCCCCAGUUUACCUCCUGUACCUCCACCCUCCCCCCCUCUCCCUCAUUCCUCACUAGUAAUCUGUGUUAAUGUCCUUAGCCUGUCGUUCUGUUUGGUGUUCGUGGGUCAGCUGACCGAAGCAGAAAGUGGGUCACAGAGACAGCGUGCGGUGGCUGGAUAAGCUGUGCCAUGUCUUUGCAAAUCUUUCUUCUUAUUCGUGGACCUGCAGUGUUUUUUUUCCUGACAAAUAUGCAUGCAGCUUCCUACCCAGUGUGUGUGUAAGCCCUGUGUGAGGAGUGAGCAAAUGAAUUCAGCUGAAUCUCAGACUUUAACGCUCAGGUAGUAGUAAUCUAGUGAUCCCUAGAACUGUCUGUGUUGGACUUGAGUGAUUGGUCAAAAUAAAAUCCAGCAGGGCGUUACGUCCCACUCUGACCCCGAUCUCUCAGAAAAACAAGCAUGACUCCAGGAAGUGGGAUGUGGGAGGAGCUUAGUAGGUGCAGCGUGAACAUGCUUGAAUUUGCUUACACGCUUUCCUGCUUGUGUUUAAAACCCAGUCAGGGCAGAGAACCGAGUGUUCCAGUGAAACCUGAGACGUGGGAGUGGUCAGGAAAGAAAGUCGCUCCUAAUUCUUGUUUUCUGUGAAAUGCUGCAGCCCUGUAAGAGUUUAGGACAAAUUUAAAACUAAUGCCAGCUUCACACUAUGUGCACAAGGUUUCCUGAAAGAGUGUCUGUCUGUGGAGGAGAAACAAAGGAAGCUCUUUGUUUGGUUUCUGUUUUUAUUAUGAGACUUUUUAAGGUGUCUCUUUAAACAGCAGCACAGAUGACAAAUCAGUUGAUGAUCAGAUGAUUUUAGUGACAGCCCAUCAUGACUUGAUGCAACGAUGAUAAAGUGGAAAUUAAUGUACCAUAUUUUCCGGGCUAUCAGUCGCACCAAAGUAUAAGUCCAGCCAAAAAAAUGCAUAAUGAAGAAGACAAAUCAUACACCGGUAUAAGUCGCAUUUUGGGGGGAAAUUUAUUUGACAAGAACAGACAUUUUAUCUUGAAAGGCAAGUUAUGAUAAAAUCAGUAGAAUAGAGGACAACAGACUAAAUAGGUGUACCGUAUACUAACGUAGCACUUUGAUUGUUAUUCAGCUACAUGAAGCAUAAACAAUGAACUCAAUAGGCGUCUGGUGUGUUAACGUAACAUAUUAACUGUAACUCAGAUAACUUUAGUAUAAAGAAAAUAACAAAACAAGUUUACCAAAUUCUCAAUCUCACUCCAAAUCACUAAAUCCAUCGAAUUCAUAAUCUUCGGUGUCACUUCUGAACAACUAGAGUGCCCUUUAGUGUGAAAAUAACAAACAUGUAAGAUUAUAUAUUUUAAUAUAUAUAUAUGUAAGUCGCACCUGAGUAUAAGUCUCAAACCCAGCCAAACUAUGAAAAAAAGCACGGCUUAUAGUCCGGAAAAUACGGUGGACAGACACAGACUUUUCCAAAAUUUUCACUCUAUGUUUAUACAUUUGGUUAUUCAUUGGAAAGUAUUGGUUUACAUCUGCACACUCCGACAGGAAGAAGGAAUUGUACGUGUGUCACCUGCCAGCAAACCUCCAUCCACUCACUCUCUGCCUCCUCUCUACAGACUUUGAAGCGUAAAGAGAAAGAGUUUGAACACGAGAUGGAGCGUUUGGCCAGAGAGAAGAUCGCCACUCAGCAGCGGCUGGCCGAGCUCAAGAACGAGCUCAGCCAGUGUAUGGACAUCGUUGAGAUCGACAGAGUCCUGCGACAGACCAUCCAACCAGAGGAUGACCAGGCGUCCACAUCCACCGCCUCAGGUACACAAACACACAAACACAAACACACAUACACACAUGACUGAUAUUUGAUCUUUAAACUGCAGUUGUGAUUCUGCCAUGAAUCAACAGAGGUGUGAUGCUGUGGAAGUUUUUGUUGUAGAGGGGGUCAGCUUUGGGUGUCAUCUGAGGUUACACGUGAUGUGAUCAUGACUGACAGUUGUCUCUCUGUGUCCACAGAAGGAGAGGACAACUUUGAGCAGGACAUGGAUGAAGAUGUCCCAGCUACCGUUCCCCCUCCAGCCUCUCUUCCCAAACCAGCACCUCCCAUCCUGCAGGCCCAGCCGCUCCUCGCCCCUCACCUCUCAAUCCAGCACACCACCCUGCCUCUCUCUGGAGUCCUGACCACGCCUCCUCCCUCUGCUCCACCUCCCCCACAGGCCAUCGCCCCAGCUCCAGCUCCCGGUCAGCCCCCUCCACCACCCGCUCAUCCAGUGCAGCCUCAAGCGGUGCAGGUCCAGCCCACGGUCAUCGCUCAUGCCGCUGUCUCUCACCCGUCAGUCAUCCAAGCUGUAAAUCACGGUCUGCCAGCUACUCACAAACAUCUAACGCACAUCGCUCCAUCACCUGGUCCCGCCUCCUCCUCCACCCCUCAGCCCAUCGCAGCAGCUCCAUCUGCCACCGCCACUCACCAGCAGAUAGCAGCGCAACCUAUCGGACACAUCACCGUCCACCCUGUGGCUCACCUGGGGGGUCCCCUGCCAUCCCACCUCCCGACUCUCUACCCUCAAGGUGUGUCUGUGUCCCAGCCCACUAUGGUGGGCCACAUCACACACACCUUCACCCACCACACCCUCCCUCACGUCCAGGCUAACCCUCAAGCUAACGCUAGUGGAACCCCAGUAAACAACGCAGCAGUAAUGACCCAAGGGAACCCAUCGCUAGGGAAACCCACAGCUGUGCUGGCCCCCCACCCCCAGCUGGUGGGACAGGCUGCCGUCCUCAACCCUGUCACCAUGGUUACAGUCCCAACCUUCCCUGUCAGCACACUCAAACUAGCCUGA